Austrofundulus limnaeus is the source of this 3572-nucleotide messenger RNA. RefSeq lists its product as uncharacterized. The coding region runs from base 185 to 2134 and encodes 649 amino acids. Lineage: Eukaryota; Metazoa; Chordata; Actinopteri; Cyprinodontiformes; Rivulidae. The record is from RefSeq and is a predicted model, not a curated record. The transcript is spliced from 6 exons.
CUUGGAGAGGCCCAAUUUACCAUCCAACCAGGCAGUGUCCACACACUUAUUGAGGUGGUGCGCACACUCACUUUUGACAUUUGGGUCAAGUUUUUGGGCGACAGAAAGAAGUAAAAGACAUUUUCCUUGGAAAGCCUGGACGUUUGAAGUUUAUUUCUUAUGUUUUUGUUUUUCUUCGGAAAAGAUGAGGUACUCAGCUUUCAUAGGACUCCUGGUGGUUUUGCUAAAACAGUUCUGCACAUCUGAAGGUGGGUCUACCCCCAGCCAGUCCUCCACUGAGGUCACCUACCAAGAUGGACAGAACUUAUCCCAGGACCCAGAGCUCCCUGCUGCAGAACCGAUGCCAGUAGUGUCUCUUCCUAGUUUGAAAGAAGUACAGCAGGCGGUAAAGACAGCCUCAGAACAAGCGGACAGUCGUGGGGCAGGGGAAGUGCUAAAGGAGCUGUUGGAGAGGGUGGUAGAAGCUGCUCUGGGUCACGCUGAAAGAGGAGGCGAAGCAAAAGAUGCAGUGGCUAAGAAAGAAACAGUCAAUCUUGAUGGCCACGGAGUCGAAACAGGACGUGAAGUUGAAAAACUGGAGCAACCAGUGUUGAAUAAAAAUACUAUUUUUAAGGAAGGAGAUGCUGGAUUUGAAGAGGAGGGGGAAGCAGAGGCAGAUGCAAUUGAAGAUGUAGUUAUGGGAGAGAAGAGGGUUGUCAAGGGACAGGGUGGAACAGCAGCUGCGUCGAUGGAGAAGUCCACAGAAAGUGUAGAAACUGAAGUCAGAGAGGCAGAGGGUUUGGAGGAUAUAGAUGAGUCACUAGGAACCACAGUCAGCCAGGAGGUUACAGAGAAAGCUUCAGAAAAGACAAAAGUAGAAUUAGAACGAAGGGAGGAAGACAGCAAAGAGCAAGUUGUGUUGUCAGUUCUAAAGAAUGCCACUGAAACAGAAAUAAGGGACAAAGAGGAAACUCCAGCUGCUGUGGAGGCGGUAGUAGAUGUUCAGCCAGAGCAGGAAGAUGUGAAUGACUCUAAACCUGGCCUGGGUGUAGCUGAAGAUGAGCAGAUAGGGACUAACGGAGGAAAAGAAGUCCUUCUGAAUGAAGAAACGCCAACAUCUGAAACAGAUGGAGAGAUAACUGUGCUGCCUUCUAAACAUUCUGAGAUAAAAAUAACAAAAGCUGUUGUAGGUGGGCCAGCAGAGGUGGAAGAGGGGAUAAAGAGGGGCGAGUUUAUGGAAGGACAUGAAAAAGCAGAUGAAAAACGAGAUUUAGAGGCAGGAGGAACUGAGGACAAGGCAGAAACAAAGGUUAUAUAUUUCAGACAAGCAACAGUGGAUGAAAUAAAUAAUAUAAGUGUUAUCAAGGAGAAGUCCUCGGUGAACAUGGGAGGAGACAAUAAAGGAGAGGAAGAACAAACUACCGUAAAGAAUCUGCACCACGUCAAUGAUCAAGAGACAUUGGUGAUCCCUGGCCUACAUCUUGAGCACAGUACCAAAGCCUUCAUGGGAAACAGACCUGAAUACCAACUCCCCACCCUAAACCCAUCAGCUGAUGAAGUGGAAAGUGAAGAAAAUACCCUCAGUGAUGAGAAAUUUGAUCACAGCAAUGAAAUCAUUACUCCAACAGAUGACUUUUUGCCACACAAACAUGGCAGGAUCCAACCUACGCUGGAGCAUUUUCAGAAUGAUGUUCUGGCUGAAUACCAUCAGGCAGAGGGAGGGGAACCAAGGGAGGCCAAUGAGCUGGUGGAAGAUUCACCUGGAAUCAGAGAGACAGAUGAGCGAGGCCUGGAGGCAUGGAAAAUUGGGGCUAUUUUUGCUGCAGUCUUCCUGGUUUUGGAGACUCUCGUCAUCAUUUUUUAUAUUGUCAAAUGUCGAAACAAAAAAAGCACCCCGGCCGUGCAGCGACUUUGUGAGGAUGGACGUGUUGAAGCAAAGGCAGCAACAGGAGGGAACUGCAGUGACGAUACACUGCCAGCAGGCAACGGAAGCACUCAGCAGACAACCACGGCUUCAACCCUUGCCAGAAAAAGAGAGCAGCAAGAGGACAAGCAUGCAGUCGCCAUGACAAAGCUCUCACCCCGCUCCGAUUGGGAGCUGGCCACUUCUGGACCUGAACCAGAUCCCUCACAAGAUCUCAGGACUUCUGUAUAAGUCUGUCACUACAGUAACUAAAUACCCCAAAAUGCCACUUUUCAUUGCUUUUUCAAUUCAACUAGAUAAUGUCAAACUAAACCAAACACAGACAGCUUUGAAUGUUAUCUACCAUAACUAAAUGCAUCAAAUUGAUAUCUGUUGUAGAUAACUUUAUGUGUCCAUGUAAAAUAAAAAUAAUGUAAAAUUAAUAAAGGGAACUAGCUUUAAUCUUUUAGCAGGUGUGAGUAAAUGAGAAACAUAAGCAUGUUUUAAAAUAUGUUAUGGUGAAACUCUUCUAAAACGCAAUACAAUUCUAGUCUUCUAUCACAGCCUUUAUGGUCUAUAAAGUCUAAUGAACUGAGUUGAUGUGAAACAGUAAUGCUCCACAAUAAAAAAUAGUUCUCAUUAAAAACCAACAAAAUUAAGAAUAAGAAAAAUAUGGACUUGUUUCCUCUUUAUUGGGAUGUAGUUUAAAACCUAAUUUGAUUUAUAUUCUUUAAAACUCUUCCCAUUUUGUGUAAUCACUGGAGGUUUGAGAAAACGUCAAAUUAAAAUGAUAAACCUGAACAAGUGUUUUGUCCUUGAUGCCUGUCUGUAUGGACUUGUCUACACUUUGCACAAAAUCAACAUUUCAUCUGAAGCUACCUUUCCGAUUCCACUCUUCAUAAAGCAAUGUUCUUAGAGCAGCUUCUGCAUGAAUGUUGUCUCCCAGCCUUUUCUGCAGAUGAUCACAGAGGCCGGCGAUCACAGGGCAUAUAAAUGAAUGUUUGAAAAAGAGCUCAAGCACCCUCAAGUGUUGUGCAGUCUGCUGCCGUGCAUGUGAGAGGCAAUGCACUCAUGAAUGUGUGUGAACGUCUUUGCACAAGCUUUUUCAAAGGUCUGGUCAUGUGUUUGAUAGCUAUUUAGGACAGAAAUUGGUUGAAUCUUCGGGGGGAGGACCAACAGUUCUGCAACAGAGGAGCAGCAUGCACAGCCAGAGGUACGGUGGUGAUCAUAUAUUCUGUUUCACACUAAUAAAAACAAAUGCUCAUAUGCUUUAAUUUAGGAAUGAUUGCUCCAACACUGGGAUUCUGCCAAAGAACAAAUAUGUCAAAUAUUGUUUAUUUUAUUCUAUUUUAUUUUGUUUUCACUGUGUUGUUAUUGUUACUGUUUCAUUGCAAAUCAUUUGCUGCUGCUGCCAAAGCAUUAGUCACUUCAUUACUGAUUUACAAGCUUCAAAAGCCAAGCACAUUCAUUCAAAAUCUACCACUGAAAGCAUUUCUGAACUUGAAAAAGUUGAAAGCUGAUGAUUUUUUGAAUUAUGUAUAAUGACUCACACUGCCUGCGAGGGCGUCUAAGAAGUUGAGUUCUGAAAUAAUAUUGAGACAACUGGCUUGAACAAAAAAAAAAAAAAAAGAAAAAAAAGCAACCCAUUAGCUUAACCCAUGGGCUUAAUAAAAGUGUUUUUGGACUGCAA